AACAAUAACAAGAGACAAUUGGCGCGAAUGCAGCCAGGCUCUUUUUUCCCCCGAAGGAGGCUCUUUCUCGCAGAGCGAGCCAGCCGAAGACCGCCCGCGGACACGCUCCCCUCCUUUGGCCCUGACGAGAACAGCCUUCAGAUCGGAGGUCGGGACUUGGCGCCACUUGCCGGCUUCUAGCGGGGAGGAGAAGGGAGGGUCCAACAACGCAGCCAGGGCGCCGUUUCGGCAGCCUCUCCCAUUCCACCGGGAAGCCUCCCUUUAGGACCGGACUCCCUGGGCUGCAGUUUGGAGUAGCUUCCAGGUUGCCAAAGCGCCGGCGGUGCGUCUACGAGUGUGUGAGAGAGUGUGAGUGAGUGAGUGUGUGUGUGUGUGUUGGGGCUCGCUCUCUAGGACUGCUUCGGCCAGCCUCCUCCUCCCUUGACAGGCUGUGGGUGGGUGUGAGCGUGAGCGUGCUAGGAGCUAGUGUGCAAGACCAUCGCACUCCCAGGACGCGCGCACAUGCGCGCGCAGCCCUCCUGCCCGCCUUUCCUGCUUCCAGUCAACCAGCCUGGAUUAACCUUUCCGGCUCCCGCCGUGUCUUCGCUCUCCUGACCGCUCCGCACCACCGGAAGCCUGUUCGGCACUGCCGAGCCUCUUCGCCCACCAGCCAUCCCUCCCGAAGCCUCGCCUGCCCUCUGGUCGCGCGGGACACCUCUCGGCAACCUCCCGCUCCCGACCCCGCCGGAGAGAACUGGCAGCGGCUCCGGACUCCUCCUUCAGAAUCAGGGGCUGCCCUCUUCGGCUUCCUCGGCAGCCCGGCCCGCUUCUUCCUUUCUGCGACGGCAGGAGGCCGCAUGAGAAGCCAACGCUGCGGGAACCGACCCGCCGGGAUGGGCUGAGCGGCGGAGGGAGAGGAGCUUCGUUCGCCGGUGAGUGAGCGAGCGGUUGGCGCUGCCGCUUGGGGGACUCUUGGUGCAAUGCAACACCGCGUGGCAGGCUGCAGGGCUUGGCCGACCACAGGCUGAGGAGGGGAGGAGGAGCGGACAUCCAAGCGGGAGCCGGCCUUGACUUGUCCAUGAGAGGCUUCUUUUCCCCAGCGGGGCUGGAGGAAGCGGGCGACGAGGGCUUGCUCUUCGCCGUCCUCCGGAUCGCGCUUGGCAGCAGGUGGAUCCUGCCGGUCCUGCUCGGGGGAUGAGCACAGCGGGUCCUCUGCCCCCUCGGCCUCGUUCCCGCCCUCCGCUUAGUGUUCUGGCAAACGCCGGACUUUGCCAGCGCCGGCAGGACCCUGUCCCAGUGCCCUCACUGCUGCCUCCAUGGUUCCUGCCCCUCCAUCUUCUCUUCUCCAGAAACGGGACCCUGACUCUUCCUCGCUGAGUCUUACAAUGUGGUUUCAGGAUGCUCCGGUGUCCCGUCGAUGUCUUGCUCUGAGCUUUAAAGCAUCUUGGCUGCUGGUGCUAUUGAGUUUGGGCACUGGCCGGCAAGGGGGGUUGGCGCUGAAUUGCCCCAAGAACUGUGUCUGUGCCAGCAACAUCAUCAGCUGCUCCAAAGCGGACCUGAAAGUCUUCCCUCAUCACCUUCCUCAUUACGCUGUUGUCCUGGACUUUAGCCACAAUCAGCUGACCCACCUGCGAGCGGAGUGGACUCCUUUCCAGCUCUCUCACCUCCAUUCCUUGUUCCUCAGCCACAAUGGCCUUCACUUCAUCUCCACCGAGGCCUUCAGCAACGUCCCACACCUGAAAUACUUGGACCUCUCCUCCAACGCCAUUGAUUCACUAGGAGAGAACAUCUUCAGUAAACUGACUGAGCUGGAGGUGCUCCUCCUAUUUAGCAACAAGAUCUCCAAGAUUGACCGCUCAGCUUUUGAUGAUAUGGCCAGCCUCCAGAAACUGUACCUUAGCCAUAAUGAGAUCUCCCGCUUCCCCCUGGAGCUGGUAAAAAAUGGAGAGGCCAAACUUCCCGAAUUGGCACUGCUGGACCUUUCUUCCAACAAGAUCAAGAACCUGCAGGUGAAGGAGGUCAAUGGGCUCCCAGCCUGGAUGAAGAACGGCCUCUAUGUUCACGGCAACCCUCUCAGCUGCCAAUGUGAGCUUUACAAUCUCUUCACCCACUGGCAGAAACGGCAACUAAGCUCAGCUGUGGACUUUGAGGAAGAGCUCCAAUGCUUGGAUCAGACCAAGAAUAAAAACAUCACAAUUUCCAGCCUGUAUGAUCCAGAGGGCAUGAAUUGCAGUGCCUUCAAGGAGCAAGUCCUAGAGUUCCACCGUGGGGACAAGGUAACCAUCAAUUGUGAUACCAGGCAACGAGGAGUAACAGUUAAGGAAUGGGUGACACCCCGAUAUGAGCAUGUUCAACAGGAAGAUGAUAAUAACACCAUUACUCUGCUGCCAAAUGGAAGCCUUCUGAUAAGUAAUAUCAGCAUAGAGGAUAUGGGUCUGUAUACCUGUUAUGCAGUAAGCCAGGUGUUCAAUGAGACCUUUUAUGUACAAGUCACAGUCCAUAACUAUACCCUUCAUGGAGUCCCGGACAUGUUCAACACAGCCUACACCACACUAGUGGGCUGUAUCCUGAGUGUCAUUCUUGUGCUCAUCUAUCUUUAUCUGACUCCAUGCCGUUGCUGGUGCCGCAGCAAUGAAAAGCAGGCUAACCAACAAGAGGACAGUAUCAACUCUUCAGUGCUCAGCACCACUCCAAAUCACAAUGCUGAAGUGACUGGGGACAAGGAAGGAUUAAAUCGGAACACAGUGCCAAGCAGAGCCCAAGGCCAGAAUGGCAAAUGCAAACCCACCAACUCCCCCAAACAUGCACCCAAAGGAGUCCAGAAGGUAGAGAGAAAAUUGUCAGAUCCAGAUUCAGUCAGCUCAGUCUUCUCUGACACUCCCAUUGUGGGACCCUCACCAAAUGAAGGCGGGAGAGGAAGUAGUAGGGACAAGGCAGGGACUGAAUUAGUUGGACUGCUGUGAUCAUUCAGGCUAUGAAAGGAAAGAACAGGAACAGAUCCACCUCUUUAUCAUCAAGCCAGGCACUAUUCUAUAAUCUGCCACAGUCUGUAACAGCAUUCCUGUUUGGUUCCCUUCUUGUUGUGUCCAGUGUUGAAAACCUGAUGUCUCAACUUACUCUCCGGCAGUUUCUGAGCCUUCUGGGUUUUUUUUUGUUUUAAUUUUGGAAUGUGAUCUUUCAGUUCCCUUGCAUUAGAAGUUUGCAAACAUCCCACUGAGAAAAAAAGAGACAAAACAUGAAUAAUCAAGAGUACUAACUAGGUUUUCUGCAUCCUGCUACUGCAUUUGUAUUCCCCCUUCUUAAGGGAUUUUGCUCCCAAAUAUCCAUGCAAGUAUGAAAUUCAGAUCAGGUCUGUUCACCUAUUGCAGCCAGAAUGUUAUGUGUCAUUUUAUAAUAGGGCCAUAAGCUUUCAGAAGUAUCUGCUCUUUCCUCAGAAGGAUAAAAUGAGCUUAGAAAUCAUAUUUUAGCUAUCUCUGAUGCAAAUUAAAUUAAAUCAUAUUAUCCACCAUAGCUCCAGCUAUAGUGAUAGUCCCAAGUAGCCAAGACACUGCGAAAAAUAACUUUUAAAAUGCCUAAGUAGUUUUUUUUUAACUAUUGCUAAAUCAUUUUUUAAGCAGCAAAUGAACAUUUACACUGUACCAGAUUUCUCAGGAUAUAACUCAAAAUAUUUUCUAGCAAGCAAGUAAGCCUGUUUUCCGUAUUGUGCAAGUGAAAAAAGAUGGGGAAAAUGGAAAUAUAACAGUGAAAGUGGGUAUGAUGCUCUCUCUUCCUUUCUCCCAUCAAGAGCUUAGUGAAAGGGAGUUAAAUCCAAAGAUUUUAGACUUCAGAGCAUCAAACUGCAAGAAAGAACCAACAGCCUUGGGAACUGGUAAGCUGGAAUUCUGCACCCCUAUCUUGCUUUCUCUAAAAUGCAACAACAAGAACACAACAUGGCUGGAUGCAGAUCUACUGCCUUUCCCUUUCAGCUCUGGCAGUUUAAUAGUCAGAUUCCAAUUACAGAUUAUGGUCAAAUUUUAGCACAUCUCCACAUCCUUUCAGAACUUCAGCAAGACAGGAGCCUAUGGCAAGCUAUAUAGCUCCAGAACUAUUUGAUGCUUCAUCAUCUUCAACCAAGUUUUUCUCAUGUUUAUUUAGGAGGCCAAGCAUGUUCCAGAUGUUUGGGGGUAAAGGGAAAUUUUAUGAGCCAUUCUAUUUUAGCAGGAGCCAUGCAACACAGCUUUGUAAUGUGUAGGUGGGAUAAAUUCUAGUUGGAGAGAUUUUGCUGGAAGCUACUUAUAUGGACUUUGAACAUCCUCCUAAAACAAACAGCAUUGAGCCUGACACUUAUCUAAUUGUUUGAUUUUUUUUUUAAAAAAGUAUUCUUCCAUAUGUUUAAAUUGGCUUUUCCUCCCACAGGGAGAUAUAUAGAAACAACAAAGAUAUAAGAAGAUUGUUUUCACAAUAUUGUGAUGCUUCAGUUCACAUUCUCUUUAUGGGGUGAAAUCAUCCAAACUAAGGAUGAAUCUUGCUCCUAAUACCAUUUCUCAGGUUUCCUCACCCACCCAAAAAAAACCCUGAAUGUUGCCUGUCAUGGUCAGUUCAGAGUUCUCCCUUUACUAUAGGUGGACUUGAGAAGCAUAUGGGGUCAUAAGAAGGAAUUCAUUAAAGGAACAUUCCUUAAACAUACUGCAAAGCUUUUCAUUUGCUCUGGAUGCAUAAUCCAUCCAAAUUAUUGGUUGCUUCUGGAUAGAGAAGGACAGAAGAAUAGAAUAGGUGUAUAUGACACAAUAAGCCAUAGAGUGUUUUGCACAAAGCUGUGAAUGGCUCCAGUUACCGCUCUUAAUGACCAAACAGCCAUAGCAAGUGUGAUCAUAUCACCAAGGCUCUGCCAUCAGUUUAUAUGAGAACUAAUCUAUUGGAACUCAAAGUGAUCCUUAAACCAGAGAAGCUAAUCUUCUCACCUUAUCUAGUUAGAAAUAUCUCUUAAAUCACACUUAGAUCCUGGUGAUACCAUGGAUAUGUCUAUUCAUUCUUUUUGGCAACAGUAUAAAAACAGUAUGGUUUCCAUUGCUUUUGCCACAAUGUUUUUUUUUAAACUUCCCAUCUUAACGUAAAAGCUCUAGGAAUUCCUAGUAAUCUCCCAUCCAAGGAUUCCAAGCACUAACUAGGCCAGUUGUGUUUUCAAGAUAAAUCAAGGUUCACGAAAUGCUGACAUCUGCUAUAAACUUUCACCAAUUAGUUCUGGGACUGUCCAAUGUGUCUUUCUUAGUAUAUUAGGAGGAAUGAAACCUCAAAAUAGAUAGGCCAUCAGAAAAACAUAUCUGCAAACUCACAAAAGAGUUGGGUUAGGAAAGGAUGAAAAAUAGAGCAUGUGAAUGAAAAUAAUUACAUGGGUGAUAGUGAGCACAGAGAGAAUUUAGCAAUAAUGAACUAGAAACGACCAAUUUUUGUAAAUCUGUUCAUGUGGAAUCUUGGGAAUUUUCAUGUUCAGGACUUCCUCUCCAUUGGACCUUGCAGUAGGCUAAUUUCCUAGAAGAUUAGAAGUUACUUAAAAGCAAGAUAAGAACAGAUUAAAGACUAGGUUUUGGAAGGAAGGAAGAAGAACUUUGCAUUAGAAUGUUAUAGGUUACAUAUUUUUUCAUGUUAUGACUUAAUUUGUUGUAAUACAUCUCAUUCAGAAGGAAUUCAGGAGUAGGAGAACUUCCUGGGUACCUAAUUCUCAUAUAUAUGGAGAAUGUUUUAUAGCCUGAAUGCCAUAGAUAUAAAUUAAGAUAAAAUUAAAAUACAGAAAUAUAUAAUACAGGAGCACAGCUUAAUCUCAAUGUAAUAACCUUUGCACAAAUAUUUACACUGGAUGCAUCAGUACCAAUUCUAUCACAUUCAGAAUAUGUGUUAUCCUUUUUGAUGGAAGCUACCUGUCUGAAAUUAGGCCCGCUUGGCUAUUAAGUAUUCUCUAUUUUGCCUGGCCUCGGGGGUUUUUUUUUAAAUCACAAGAGAAAAGAUUUUCCUUGCCCUGGUAUCUCAGCUCCAUAAACUAGACAUACCAGGGAUUGAUCUAGGGGCUUUAUGUUCCUAAACAGCAGUUCAGCCUCCAAUUUUGGUUGAAUAUUACUGAAUGAAGGCAGAAUGAAAGCUUGAACUAAAGUGAGAAUGUAAACAGCCUAUAGAUGUUUCAUGAUGCAUAUGUGUGCAAGUAUGAAUUUGCAUGUGUGGGUGUCCACACUUUUAAUCCCAGCUCUAACUUUCAAUAUUUGCUAGAAAAACUUAGUACUUAGGCAGGACUGUCAUUUCUAACUAUUUUUUUAGGAAAAUAUACAUACGGUUUCCUUGCAUGAAAAUUUUGAUUUAGCAAAAUUUAAAUAGCCAUAUACACCCUUACUAUUGUUGGAGUACGCCCUCUUCAUGUCUUCCCAGUAAGCUCGAUCCACCAAAGAGAUCACAAAAACUACUUUAAGAAACAAAACAUUCCUUUACUCCUUAAGAUGAGCAUGAUCUUCCCAGUGGUGAAUUUUAUCCUGCACAGAGAAAUUCAUCAGGCUGUGUGGCAGAAAGUUUUAGACACCAACAUAUAUAAUGUGGAAAGUAUUUAAGUAAAAUGACCCAGUAGAACAGCAUGUGAUCUUAAAAAAUGGAGCUCAUUACUGUUCUCUCCUAGAGCCUCUUGGUUCAAGCAUCACUUGUUAUCACUAGCAGUCAAUAAACAAAAGGAAGUUGGUCAUUUUUCCACCUCAUAACCUUGGUUAUGAUAUCAGUAUACAGAAAACAAUACUUCCUCCUAUCUCCCAUGUGAUUAAUCUUGUUCUGAUGUUGAUUCCUGUACCGUUAACUCUAACCUGGAGGUAAUACGUAGUCAUCCCUACCUAGUAUUUGUAAUCGUAAUGUAUCAAGAAUACUGACUCCAAAUAAAAUUAGUUCUACAUUAUUUAAAUUUUCUCACACUAACCAGAAAAUGAUUCGGAACCAAAGAGUGGAAACAGCUUUCCUCUUAUUAUGUCCAACUCCUAUUUUCCCUGCUUGGUUAAGACAGUGAACAUAUCUAUUUAGAAGAGAAAGCUGGCCCCCGGAUGAAUAAAGCACCACACUGAUAAUUACUGGUACUAAGUAGCUUUUUAUAAUACUCUGCUUGUAUGGGUAGGAAAAGAAAACACAUAUAAGAUUUUCCUGUGUAAACUAUUGGGCUAAAGGAAGGCUCCACCCACAUUUCAAGUAGUGUCAUGAUAUUUUGUCUCACCAACUCUCCUGCUUGUACCUGUUGUCUGUGUGCAGUCUAAAUGCAAUUUGUCUCUAUAUUACAGUGGAAGAAAAGGAUACUCCCCUUCAGCACUUUGUCUGGUACCCAAAGGACCAUAUAUAUUUAUUGGAAUUACAGAGCUGUUACGGCUGAGGGCAUCAGGGGUUACUUUUUAAUAGCAGUAAAUGUUUGGUGCUAACUGCAAAGAUCCAUUUCUCUCUUGGCUGAACUUUCUAGUCUGCUGAAGAAGAGAGUAGCUAGAUUUGUACAUCACGCUAAGCCAGUAAUGUAGUUGCCCUUGUUUUGGUUUAGCAUAUUGUAUAAAUCCAGCCACUGCUUUAUAAACCAUGGGUUUUGGCUCAGAAAGCCAACCGCUAUGGUUUAUUUAGUAAGUGAUGGUUAAACAAACCAAGAUGUGUAGCAUGAUCUGUGAACUUACGUUAGCACAUUAUCUCCAAUUCCAUAAUCUGUCAUAUGAUCCUACAAGCAAGCAAAAAAUAAACAGUCUUUACCCACUUA
Messenger RNA from Pantherophis guttatus, 7708 nucleotides. RefSeq names its product adhesion molecule with Ig like domain 1 (gene AMIGO1). The record is from RefSeq and is a predicted model, not a curated record. Gene Ontology annotation, molecular function: protein binding. Gene Ontology annotation, cellular component: membrane. Lineage: Eukaryota; Metazoa; Chordata; Lepidosauria; Squamata; Colubridae. Gene Ontology annotation, biological process: brain development.